CCAGUCUGCCUCGACAAUUAGCCACAUCUGACUCAGCGUUCUCUCAAGCAUGAUAUAUGUUGUAUAAUGGCUGAACAGAAGACGGAACUCACGAAUCAGGAGCUCGGACAGCGAUACUAUGGACGAUUAGAUGCUGCUGUUCAGGACCUCGCUACAAAGCUUCAGAAGAUAAAGGAAGGUGGCGCUACUUCAGAGACUGUCGAGGAGGCAACUGUUGAUCUCUCGAGGCUGAGGAAGGACUUCACCGAUGCGGUUCCGCAUCUUCCCAGUUAUGAUCAGCGUAAUAUCGAUCAAAAAAUCAAAGCGAUUGAGUCGGAUAUAGAACGUGUACGCGGUGCAGCGGUACCUAAAACGAAGUUCGCGUUCAAGCGGAAAGCAGCCAAUAGUACGGCCUCCGCAGCGGUACCGCGACCACUUACACCUACAAUACCAAUACAACCCGGUAGCGCAUCUGCAGAUACACCGGCGACAUCGGGGUUGUCGAUUUCAGGCCAUUCGCACAGAUACCUGACACUGUCAUCGGUCUCUUCUCCGUGGUCUUCAGCAUCUGAUCUGACGAUAUCCGACCUGGACCACUGCAUCGUCAACUUGAUACCCUCUGAGGCAAAUCCAAACUAUCCAUCCGGACUGGCGUUCACCGCGCUGCAUGUUAAGAACCUGUCAAACACGGUACUGGUGCUGCCGAUAAUCACUGGCAGUGCGCUCCUGCACGACAUGAAAAUUUGUGUAAUUGCUCUAGGAAGCCGACAGUUCCGCAUUCACGCUUCCUCUCAGGUCGACGUCUACAUCACGGCAUCCUCGAGCCCUAUCAUCGAGCACUGCUCUGCUAUGCACUUCGCUGCAUACCCAGCAUCCCUGAAGCACUUCACGUUAACGCAAAGUUCGGUCCUAACAGAUCCCACCCGCCAAGAUGUCCAGAGCAAUGAGAACCAUCUAGCUGUACAGGACUUCUCCCACAUCCGCGCUACUCCGUCACCCAACUGGUCUACACUCCCUCAGGAAGCCGCUAUCCAGGAUGGACAGUGGCCUCUGUCUCCGGUAGAGAACGUGGACGCGGUGUUGCAAAGAUUGCUUCCAUCGCGGUAGUACAGCCCUGUGUCCAACGACGUGGCCCUAUGUGCCGGCAUCGGAUUCACGCGCAGAACACUCCUAUCCCUAAUGGGAGACGACAUGCCACGACGUAACUACGAUGGCACCAUGAGCAAUUCUGAAACAAGGAGCGAUCGAUACGUACAAAUUCAAUUAAUCACCUAUACACCUC
This is a messenger RNA of Dichomitus squalens LYAD-421 SS1, 1261 nucleotides long. RefSeq lists its product as uncharacterized. Gene Ontology annotation, biological process: post-chaperonin tubulin folding pathway; tubulin complex assembly. The record is from RefSeq and is a predicted model, not a curated record. Lineage: Eukaryota; Fungi; Basidiomycota; Agaricomycetes; Polyporales; Polyporaceae. Gene Ontology annotation, cellular component: cytoplasm. Gene Ontology annotation, molecular function: tubulin binding. The coding region runs from base 67 to 1086 and encodes 339 amino acids. The transcript is spliced from 5 exons.